AUGACAUCCUGGCAUACGUAUACUAAGGCACAUAUACCAGUCACGAAAAUAACUGCAUGGCAUAUCGACCCAACAAUCGAAAGCUAUAACAAUAUGAGCCAGGCCUGGAGGCCAACAAAAAUUCAGAUUUUGCGGAAGCAUCCUGCCGUUAUUGAUUGGAUUCCAUGGCCAUCGAUCCGGGAUAAACUGAUCACCUAUCACGCUGCUAAUCCUCUGAUUGACAAUGUCAUUUGCGCCAUCGGACAUUCAUACGUCAUGGAAAUUGACCUUUCCAAACUUAUAGCCAACAUCCCUCCUACGCCAGGGUAUGUGUCCGUCUGGGAUCUCAUUCAGGCAAUCUCGCCGGAAACAUCGAAUAAAAAUACAAAAGCAAGCAAAGAUAUCAACUUGAAUACUUGGAACGGUUUAAUUGGCCCGAGAGUUUCCGCAGAUGAAAGUACUCAAUUUCAACAGAAUGACGAAUCUUUCGGGCUGCGUCUUCCUGCCCCCGAUACCAAUACUUUGUUCGGCUCCCACUCAAUGGCCUUGCAGGCUUUCAAGCUGCUAGGCAUGGACAAAGGAGCGUCGCUAUUUCGUCUAGCCCCAGCCUUCUUUGAAACUCAUCCGGAAAUGUAUGAUCAUCGAGAUAACAUCAUGGCCAGCGGAGUUCAUCUCAAGUCGCCCUACAGCGAUACGAUGAUUUCGCCCCGACCUUUGGAUGUUUCGGUUUCAACGCAGUACAAGCAAUUAUCAUCGUGGACUGUAGAUCUCCUAGUAGAAGGGACAUUGCCUGUGCCUCGAUUACAUCUGGACAGCGAUUGA
Molecule: messenger RNA, 801 nt
Organism: Penicillium manginii
Lineage: Eukaryota; Fungi; Ascomycota; Eurotiomycetes; Eurotiales; Aspergillaceae
Exons: 1
Coding region: 1-801 (266 amino acids)
Source: RefSeq, a predicted model, not a curated record